CAACAUCCCAGAUUCUUGUGAGUCUUGAAACUGCGGUGCUCCACAACUUCUCCUCCAGCCAUCAGUUCAGCCCCAGGUCGUGGUUUCGUUUUCCCUUGAAUCUUAUGUACCUUUCUCAUUACCAUGACCAUCGCCAGCCCUUGAACACACAGUCUCAACUCGUCCUUGUCGAGUUGUUGCAAUCAUGGCCGAAGAUCCUCAACCCUUGACUCUCCAACAACGCAUUGCCGCUCUCAACGCUGCUCAUAUUGGCCGUGUACCAGGAGAGCCUCCUCGUCCUUCGUCUCAUUCAACACCUCCAAUUGUCCCUACCAGACGACCGAUCAUUGUCAAACAACAUUCAAUCAAUAAUCCUCCAGAACGAUCAAAUGCCUCCGUCUCAGUUGCCAAUUCAACGAUUGGGAACCAACCUGCUCCUCCACCUGUAGUUCGAAAGCCCCCUCCCCCACUCCCCAACAGGAAGACUUCGAGAGAAGAAGAGAGGCGAGGCUCGGUGGCUUCUACAGUGUCGACUGGUGGCAGCAGUGUGGUGGACACCCCAGCUUCAUCUCGGGUGACGACUACAAGGACCAAAUCAACCGAUUCCGCUAGUCGAGUCAAAGCACCGGCGUGGGGAGAAUGUCAACUACCUGCUCUCCCACCAAAGAACGCUCACCCUGCGACUGUCACAAGAAAGUAUUCGGAGGAAAAGCCAAAAUAUGUUAAUAGAGCUCCUUCUGCCACCUCCAUAACGCCCGCUACUACCCCCCCAACCACAGGAACUGACACCCGCCCUGCUCCUCCUCCACGACCAUCUCUUCCACCUAGAUUUCCCUCCCGGAAAGCAGAGACCGAACAUCGGGAGCAUGCCACUGAACAGCCUGCCGUACGAAAAUUACCGCCCAUGCCAUCAGCCGAGUCGAUCGAGAGGGCAAAGAAGGCGGCUUUUGCGCGAGAACCUUCUCAAGAACAGGUCCAUCACACCCAACACGACUCUCCGACCUCGGUCAAGCCUGAGCCUACUUCAACCAUUGUAAGAGACCAGCCUUCCUGGCCAUCCAGAGAUAAGGUGAGCCUGCCAUCAAGAGAGGCUGUAAGCGCCCAUGUCCACUCCGCAAGAGACCUGUUCAACAAACAUGUAUCACCCGUCUACAGAGAGAAAACCAAUGGUUACAUCUCCAGGCCAGAACCAGAGGUGACUCCCAAUCACAUCCCUCAGACCCAGCCUUUACGCGAAUCUCUCCCGACCUACAAUUCCCACCAAGAGCAGGUUCAAGAUAUUGCUUCCACGCAACUUGCUCAACAUCACCAAGGCCCACCCCCUAUCCCCGUUUCUUCUCGCCCAGAUCUCUCUGCCAUUCAAGCAACCAAGCCCAAGCUUAAUGGUACUACUGCGUCACAUCAUCAUCAUUCUUCUUCCUCGGCCAACGUCUGUUUGGUUUGUCGUGAUUUCUCUGCUCCAGAUCACCAAGCCACGCUUUUCCCUCGUCAACAAGUCACUUCUCUCCAAACAUUGGCUCACCAACUCACCGCGCCCUUCUCAUCCGACACCGACAAAGCAAGAGCAAUUUUUUCCUGGCUUCACCACAACAUUGCCUACGAUGUGGUCAGCUUUUUUAAAAAGAACGUCAAACCAUCCACACCGCAGUCGACAUUUCAAAGCGGUCUCGCUGUGUGCGAAGGCUACGCUGCUCUGUUCUGCAAUCUGGCCACCUACGCAGGGCUUGAGUCAGUAGUGAUUGGUGGACACGGGAAAGGAUACGGCUAUACAGCGCUGGCGCCGGGGUCACCCCUUCCGCCAUACAACGCAGGACAUGCUUGGAAUGCUGUCCGAAUCGACGACGGAGAAUGGAAGUUGAUUGACGCAUGUUGGGGUGCUGGUCACGUCCAAGGUGCGGGGCGUCCGUACGUGAAGCAUUUCACGCCGGAGUAUUUCUCCAUGACGAAUGAAGAAUUCGCCAUCAAGCACUUCCCCGAGAACAAAGACUACUUCUUCCUCCCAGGAGGUCGAAGGCUGACCUGGCAAGAAUACAUUGUUAUCGAUCCUGCCCGGUGGCCCGACAUGGUUGAACCACCAACCGUCUUCACCAACGCUAAGGAAGACUACUCGAUCCGCGAGAAGUCGGUCCUGCCGCGAGCAAGGCAGAUCAACGUCGGGCAAUCAGGAAUGGUGCAUUUCCAAUUCAGUCUUCUGUGUCCACACUGGACAUUGGAGUACCAAACCCGCAAAGGCCCACCGCCUGUGUUCAUCGUCUCCGUGCAAGGAGCUAACGGACAAAGUAAAGAUCAGAUUCCUAUGGACCACCACGCCGGACCUGCCGGGCAAGGCGGCGAUAUUUGGACCGUGGACAUUCCUGCACACCAGCUGGGACCACGGGGUCAGACAGUCACGUUAUUUGCAGUGACGAGUUUCGGCGACCGGCAGGACGCGCGGGGCUUGACGGUGCGCGAGUUCAGGGAAGGCAAAGGACGUGUGGGAAUGGGGUUUGUUGGGAUUGCAGCAUGGGAAUUGGUCUAGGACCGAUCAAUUGAGAUUGCUUUGUGGGCGAUCUCUUCUUUUGGUUUGCUUGUCUUGCAUUUGAAUCGGCCUGUGCUAAUGAAUUAUUCGACUUGCACGGGCUGACUGAAGGAGCUAUGGAGUCAAUCAGGGGAGAGCAAGUAGACGAUGCUCGGAUAUGGAUGGAUGAUUGGUGUUCGGUUCUUUUUUCUUUCUUUCGAUAUCUUGUUUUUUUUGGGGCGCAUCAAUGGCCUCCUCCGCCGGCUGGACGGUAGACGGGAAACAGCUGACGGAGGGAGGGGGUAGGUGGACACUGGAUGGCGGACGACCCCGAUAUACGAGAAGGGGGCAUGGAUCCCUUAAUAAUACCAACGACGACGACGACGAUAAUAAUGAACCCCACAGAUACCCAGCAUGUAAUCGGACAAAGGGGAAGGUGGGAACGAAGUACUGAAGCGAGCAGCUAUUCUCAUCAGUGCGAAAAUCCAACCAUUGAAUUCGAAUGCUAUAUACUAUAGCAUAGUAGACUUGAUGUGGUUUAUGAUAUUGUAGUUUGAGACUGGACCCUGCGAUAUAUCUUUACGAGAUCCGAAAUAGGUAGUCAGACAGAUGACAAUGAUAUCUAGCUGCAUUGAAUAGUCGC
Molecule: messenger RNA, 3119 nt
Organism: Exophiala mesophila
Lineage: Eukaryota; Fungi; Ascomycota; Eurotiomycetes; Chaetothyriales; Herpotrichiellaceae
Exons: 1
Coding region: 185-2497 (770 amino acids)
Source: RefSeq, a predicted model, not a curated record